Messenger RNA from Vombatus ursinus (common wombat), 2729 nucleotides. It is a transcript of the gene AGPAT1, whose product is annotated as 1-acylglycerol-3-phosphate O-acyltransferase 1. The record is from RefSeq and is a predicted model, not a curated record. Gene Ontology annotation, biological process: phosphatidic acid biosynthetic process. The transcript has 7 exons. Gene Ontology annotation, molecular function: 1-acylglycerol-3-phosphate O-acyltransferase activity. NCBI's taxonomy places the organism in Eukaryota, Metazoa, Chordata, Mammalia, Diprotodontia, Vombatidae. Gene Ontology annotation, cellular component: membrane; endoplasmic reticulum. Bases 324 to 1187 code for a protein of 287 amino acids.
ACAAGCAGGCGUUGGUGGGGAGGGGGGGGCGCAAGCAGCAGCAGCUUCGGCAGCCCCAGCCCUCCGAGGGAGAGACAGCAGUAAGGGAGGGAGGGAGAGAUCGGGGGAACACCCCCCCCUCCCACCAUUCUCACCACUAUGGGUCCGGCCCCCCACUCCCACAGCCCCUCCACCAGCCGGGGCUAGGACACCCCCAAACCCUGAGGGCCCCCUGGCACCGACUCCCCACCAGAGACAGAGACACAGCCGCCACCACCGCUGCCGCAGCCUGGCUGGGGAGGGGGCCGGCCCCCUAGGCCCCCUACCCCACUGAGGUGGCCAGCAUGGAGCUGUGGCCAGGGCCAUGGGCAAUGCUGCUGCUCUUUCUGCUGCUGCUUUUGCUGCUGGUACCUGUGCUCUGGGGUUACAGCGCCAGUGCCAAGUACUUCUGCAAGAUGGCAUUCUACAACGGCUGGAUCCUCUUCCUGGCAGUGCUGGCCAUCCCUGUGUGUGCCCUUCGAGGGCGAAACGUGGAGAACAUGAAGAUCCUUCGGCUGAUGCUGCUGCACAUCAAGUACCUAUACGGGAUCCGGCUGGAGGUUCGAGGGACCCAUCACUUUCCCCCCUCCCAGCCCUAUGUUGUUGUCUCCAACCACCAGAGCUCCCUCGACCUACUAGGAAUGAUGGAGGUGCUCCCAGGUCGUUGUGUACCCAUUGCCAAGCGGGAACUGCUAUGGGCAGGGCCAGCAGGUCUAGCAUGCUGGCUGGCUGGAGUCAUCUUCAUUGACCGGAAACGUACUGGGGAUGCAAUCAGUGUCAUGGCUGAGGCUGCGCAGACCCUGCUCAGCCAGAAUGUCCGAGUUUGGGUUUUCCCUGAGGGUACCAGGAACCACAAUGGCUCUAUGCUUCCCUUCAAACGUGGCGCCUUCCACCUUGCUGUUCAGGCCCAGGUCCCCAUUAUUCCUAUUGUCAUGUCCUCCUACAAAGACUUCUACUGCAAGAAAGAACGGCGCUUCACCUCGGGGACAUGUCAGGUACGGGUGCUGCCCCCCGUGGCCACAGAAGGGCUGACCCCAGACAACGUGCCCGACCUCGCUGACAGAAUCCGCCACUCCAUGCUCACAGUUUUCCAGGAGAUCUCUACUGACGGCCGGGGAGGGGGUGACUAUCUAAAGAAGCCUGGUGGGGCUGGUGAGGCCGGCCUCUGAGCCUUCCUCCUACCACUCCUUCACAUCCCCUCUCCCUCAACCCAGUGGUCCCUGGACUGGGCCUGACUCCCCUCUUCACUUCUCCCAUCCCAUUUCUCCAUUGUGGUACAGCCAAGCCUCUCCUCACCCCACUAAUUCUCUACUCUAAAUCUUCAGCUUCUGAAGUGGACAUGGACAAAGCGCUUUUCCUCCACCCCUCUCCCCCUUCCCAAACCCUACUCUGUGGACUUUACCGUCUUGGUGCAGCCUACACACUCCCUCCAUGCCUCCCAUCUUGUCUGUGGAACAUUCUGCUCUCCUCUCUGUCUCCUGAGUGGUAUGUUCCACUGGGCAUCGACCACUCCCACCCCAUAGUGGACACUAAGUGGACGCUUCCUCUGUGGCUUUCCUCCCCACCCUGAUUUGUGGACUCAUCCACCUCUAUGGAAGCACUCCGUGCUCUCUCCCCUACCCCCCUCCCAACUCUGUGGAUGCAAAUGGACUCAUCCAACUGGGGGGGUGGGGUGGGGAGGACCCAUCUCGGGAAUGGAAGUAGACCCAACCAGCUGCUCUUUGCAAUCUUUCUCUCCAGUCUGCAGCCCAGCCCAGCUUCUCUUUCCUCCCCACUCACCCCAAUGGAUAUAUGUGGAGUCUUCUUUCUAGGGACUUGGACCUUUCCCUUUCCUUGGUACGGUCCGUUUAAUCUGCCUUAUCCUUACUCAUCCCGGCCCAUUCUUUCCUGUGACAUACUGACCCACACACAAACUGGUCUCCACAGAAUUCCCUCUUCUUUCCCACCCCAGUCCUCCUCCUCCACCUUCUCCCCUUAGCCAGUGGGUGGUACACUCCAAUGGUAGUACACUCUUAAAUUCCCCUGGAGUAGCGGGAGACCGGCCCAACCCAGCCCUGUCCCAGCACAGUCCCUAGGCCUCAGGCUGUACCAUUAGGCCCAGACACCAGGGAAGGGUGGAGUUACAGGUGCUGCAUUAAUUUCUUACUCCUGGAGGUGGGGUAAGAAGAACUGAGAGCUGGUUAGAGGAGGCUGGAGUAGGUUUAAUUUAUUUUUCUUUCCUUUUGCUGCUGGGGAGCUGCCCUUCCCACACCUCCCUGCGUCUAGAUUGGCAGCCAAACGCUCUCAGUGUUAAAAGUCCAAAGGGAGGGGGAGGAUCACCCCCAGCGCCUUGGGGAAGCGGGAGUCUGUUUACAAAAAGGGGUAGAGAGACCCAGCCAAACCUAGGCUUCCUUGCCUCAUCUCCAGCCUAGUAGAGGAUCCCAGCCUUAAGUAGCACAUCCCCAUCGGGGUGGGAGGGGCCAAGAGAAUCCCAUUCUUCUCUUGGGGGAAGCCACAGUCCUGCUGACACCCUUUCCCCAACCUGAGGAGCAUUAAUGAAAGGGUGGGGCAUUGGGGAAAGAAGGGCUAUUUGAUGCUGCCGCUCUCCUCCCCCCCCCCAACCCAGGCCAGUGUGACCCGGGGAGGUGAGGGGACUCCCCGGGAUUUUCUUUCUCCCAACCAGUUCUGCUUUUCCUCCCAAGGCAUUAGCUGGGCCUCCGUAUUCCAGUCCU